AAAGGCGAAGACUGUGUGCUGCUGAGCUCGCAGGGAGCCAGCCGGUUCCUGGGCAGGCAGCGAUCCCAGCCCUGAGGGAGCUGAGGCAGGAGGAUUGCCGUGAGUUCGAGGCCAGCCUGGGCCACGGAGCAGCUGAAGGCCUUUGAUAAUGAAGUCAAUGCUUUCUUGGACAACAUGUUUGGACCACGAGAUUCUCGAGUUCGCGGGUGGUUCCUGCUGGACUCUUACCUUCCCACCUUCAUCCUCACCAUCACGUACCUGCUCUCGAUAUGGCUGGGUAACAAGUACAUGAAGAACAGGCCUGCUCUGUCUCUCAGGGGCAUCCUCACCUUGUAUAACCUCGCAAUCACACUUCUUUCUGCGUAUAUGCUGGUGGAGCUCAUCCUCUCCAGCUGGGAAGGAGGUUACAACUUGCAGUGUCAGAAUCUCGACAGUGCAGGAGAAGGUGAUGUCCGGGUAGCCAAGGUCUUGUGGUGGUACUACUUCUCCAAACUAGUGGAGUUCCUGGACACGAUUUUCUUUGUUCUACGAAAAAAGACCAAUCAGAUCACCUUCCUUCAUGUCUAUCACCACGCGUCCAUGUUCAACAUCUGGUGGUGUGUUUUGAACUGGAUACCUUGUGGUCAAAGCUUCUUUGGACCCACCCUGAACAGCUUUAUCCACAUUCUCAUGUACUCCUACUACGGCCUGUCUGUGUUCCCGUCCAUGCACAAGUACCUUUGGUGGAAGAAGUACCUCACACAGGCUCAGCUGGUGCAGUUCGUACUCACCAUCACGCACACGCUGAGUGCCGUGGUGAAGCCCUGUGGCUUCCCCUUUGGCUGUCUCAUCUUCCAGUCUUCCUAUAUGAUGACGCUGGUCAUCCUGUUCUUAAACUUCUAUAUUCAGACAUACCGGAAAAAGCCAGUGAAGAAAGAGCUGCAAGAGAAAGAAGUGAAGAAUGGUUUCCCCAAAGCCCACUUAAUUGUGGCUAAUGGCAUGACGGACAAGAAGGCUCAAUAAAAUGAAGUGCCGGGGAACACAAACUGAGGUGGUGGCGGCGGCGGCGGCGGCAGCAAACAGACGAGCUUGUUUUAAAGCAGAGACUGAAUAGAAAGUUGUAUGUUUUAGCAUAAACUAAUUCCUUUUGAGUUUGUAAAUCAUUUGUACCCAGAAUGUAUUAUAAUAUAUUGCUAUUAGGUUACUCUACUAACUGGAGCCAUGCCGACCUCUACAAACCUUGAACAGGUGCACAGCCCCCUCUCCGGAGCGCUUUGUAAUGCCUUAUUCACGUCGAAAACCAGGAGACUCGGGCUUCGUUUCUUCAUGGCAAGUCUUCAGAGUUAAUUUUCUUUAGAUGUGUAAAACUGUUCAUUGUAGUGUAAAUGUCAGGGUCUGUUCUAGUCUAUGUCAAGCAAUAACUGUCAGUGCAUAAAUCGAUUAGUCUGCUGUUGCUUAAGGCAGCAGCCCCAGGCAGCAUUUAAGCGGGAUCCUUAGCAAGACAGAAUCCAGCAAAACCCUUUCCCCUCUCAAGCCAGGAGUCUCAUCUGCUACAUUUUUUUUAACCACCUCUGAUUUCCAACUUAGUGAUGUGGUAAUGAAAUUCGUUUGUCUUCAAUAUAGUUUGAAGAUUAGUCAUUCCAUGAAGGAACAGCCUCUUGAGCUGGGUAUGGUGGCACCCAUCUGUGAGUCCAGCAUUUGGGUAUUGAGACAGCCUAGGGUACACAGGCACAAGACCCUGUCUCAACCAGAAAAGAAAAAUGUGUUUGCCAAAUCAUAACUCAGGGGCUUUGAACAGAGCUGUCUCUGUUUCAAUUGGCAUCCUUGCUCAUCCAUUCCUGUCUACCUCCCUUGUUAGUCUAGAUUUCUGGAGUUAUGUUCCCCACAUCCAAAGCCAGUGUCUACAUACAGCUGCCAUGCCCUUUCUGAACAAAGGCUGGAGUUGUCCAAUUGCAGUUCUUCUUCGCAUAGAAAUGCAAUUGGAAUAUUUACAAAUCAUAAUCAACAGAGCCCCAGGGGCAAAAUAGACAUUCUAUUUGUCAGCUGUUGCUGCUGAGCCUGCUGGUGAACACCAUUGCAAGCAGUUGCUGAGCCUGCUGGUGAACACCAUUGCAAGCAGUUGCUGAGCCUGCUCGUGAACACCAUUGCAAGCCAUUGCUGUCAAGCUUCAUGAGUUAAAUUUAACUGUUAGAGAGGAGAAAAGCAUAGCAGUCAUUUGGAACGAUCUCGUGGGGUGGGACUAAGCCAUAAUGAUGUGUCUGGCUCAAGCAGCAAUGCUGUCCCUGCUCAGAACUGUGGUCUCUGUGGAGAACCUAGUACAGAGCCUGAGCAAGGCAAUGGACCACCUCCUUUUCCUCAAACUGAUGGAUCACCACUGUUAAUCUAUACCAGGUGUGAAAAAGGGCAUUUCCCAAAACAUACACAAAACACAACUUACUCUAUUUCCCCUCCAUUUCAGCAAAUGUGUUCUUGGUUCAUGGCACUGGCACCCAGCGCAUGGGCACCAGGUAGGUGUUCCUCGAGUGCCAACGGCGGGGCCUGCCCACCCCUGUCUUCCUUUCUGGGCAAGCUCCCAUUUUAACUUUUCCCUGUUAAAAAUUGUACUGAUGUUUUAAACUCGUAACUAUACCACCCUUCUCACUGGUGUAUUUUGAAAACCACCACAGUCCGAUGUCCUGUGCCAUGUCUGUCAUUCCUGUUGAACAGACUCUUCCUGUCUGGUGACCACCUAUGCUUCAGUGCAUUUUCUAAACAAUUUCUCAAACUGAUCUGCUCCCGGGUGCUUUCUUACCACCAUCUCUGGUGACUUAGCCUCAAAUUGGUGUUUUUCUUUCCCAAGAAUUCAUCUUAAGGGUUAGCUUUGAGUAUGUUACUGUCCUUCUAUGACAAGACCAAAGGAACAAACUCCUUGGUGAAUCUGGAGUUCAGCUUUAGUUUUCAAACACAAUCUGAAAUCUGUUAGUAAAAUGAAUUCUGGGUAAAAAUGAGACUCAAGAGGCAUCACUGGCCAUUGUACCAGAUUAUUCCUGCUCGCCAGUGAGAGGCGUUUAAGUCGCGCUGUGCAUCGUACCUUCAGUUUAGGCUGUUUUCAUGACCUCACAUCUGUGUAGCACAAAGGGUGUUAUCUUCCUAUAGCAGAUCAACAGUGGCAGCUCACAGUACCAGCCAGCUUUAGACCUCCCAGUGCAAAGCCCAGCGCAGCACUAAGCCUUAAGCCACCCAAGGGCUGACACACCAUGCAGAGCUACGAAAUCUGUGCUGAGAAAAUGCCAUCUGGAAAGAUUUUUAACCCAUUCAUUCUUAGUGUGAAUUUUCUAAAAUAGAAGUAUAAAAAAAAAGUCUCUAUAAUCUGAUAGGAAACCGUCUUUUCCCAAGUGAAUUCCCUUUUAUUCAUGAGAACAAAAGUACUUAGAUACUAUAAAACCUUAAUUUCCCCAACUUUUAAAAUAAAAUGGAAUAUUUGCUGAAUGAAUUAAGCAUAGAAAAUGUCAACCCAUCAGAAUUAUAUUUAUACAUAUUGGUGGAUAAGUUCUUGUCUUCCCACAUCAGAGAAUUUUUUUUUAAACCAAAAUGGGCAGAAUAGCAUUUUGUAUGUUAGAGACCAUUCUUUUCUAGUCCUUCCAAACAUUCCUGUGUCACUUAAGAAUGUUAGUAGAGGUCGCUUCUUUGGAAAUUGAGGACUUUUUUUUUUCCUUUGAAAGUAUGGCAUCUGAAGAACACAGUAUCAUGACUCGGGUGGAAAGGGAGGCAGAAGCCAUUUUUCUUUUAGAUGAAAAGCAUUCUGUGUGAUUGUUGUAUAAUAAAUUGAUUUUUACACUAAAACAUCUUGCAACUUUUCUUAUUUGGUUCAAAGAAACUAAAAUGUGGGCCUGUGCAGUAUUCCAAGUGGCCUAUUAUUCAGAGAUUAUUUACCAAUAAAGUGAUAUAUUAGUGAU
Molecule: messenger RNA, 3914 nt
Organism: Mus musculus (house mouse)
Lineage: Eukaryota; Metazoa; Chordata; Mammalia; Rodentia; Muridae
Gene: Elovl2
Product: ELOVL fatty acid elongase 2
Exons: 8
Coding region: 175-1002 (275 amino acids)
Biological process (GO): fatty acid elongation, saturated fatty acid; unsaturated fatty acid biosynthetic process; fatty acid elongation, polyunsaturated fatty acid
Cellular component (GO): endoplasmic reticulum; endoplasmic reticulum membrane; membrane
Molecular function (GO): fatty acid elongase activity
Source: RefSeq, marked validated